Salarias fasciatus (jewelled blenny) is the source of this 2856-nucleotide messenger RNA. RefSeq names its product probable ATP-dependent RNA helicase DDX17. NCBI's taxonomy places the organism in Eukaryota, Metazoa, Chordata, Actinopteri, Blenniiformes, Blenniidae. The transcript is spliced from 13 exons. The coding region runs from base 318 to 2273 and encodes 651 amino acids. The record is from RefSeq and is a predicted model, not a curated record. Gene Ontology annotation, molecular function: nucleic acid binding; RNA helicase activity; ATP binding.
UAACAACAAACCUAACGGUCCAACCUCUUCGACGUUGCCUCAUCACACUCUGAGUUAGCUACAUUUCAUAUAAUACAAAUUUGUCUUUUUUUUUAGGUAUUUAACUUCGCAACACGCAUUGAGAAACUGUCCAUUCACUGAGUCAGUGUUUGGAGGUUAUAUGUCGUUUUUGGCAGAAAAAGAGGGUCCGUGUCGGAUGCUUCUCCAGCGGUUUUGAAACAAGGCCAGAGGCUGAAGCAACAAGCCGGGAGACGUUUUUCCAACCCGCACGAUUAAAAAACUAAUUUAUCCAUAGGAGAGGAACGUGUGUAAACAACAUGAGAGGCUCAUACGGUGACAGGGAUCGAGACCGUGGCCGUGACAGAGGCAGUCCUCGGUUCGGCUCCAGCAGAGGUGGACCACCAUCGGGUAAAAAGUUUGGAAAUCCGGGAGAACGUUUACGCAAGAAGAGAUGGGACCUAGACGAGCUCCCCAAAUUUGAGAAAAACUUUUAUACUGAACACCCUGAAGUGCAGCGAAUGAGCCAGUUUGAUCUUGAGGAGUAUCGCAGGAAGAAAGAGAUCACAGUCCGAGGCACCGGCUGCCCAAAGCCUAUCAUCAGCUUCCAUCAGGCACACUUUCCCCAAUAUGUUAUGGACGUACUGAUGGAGCAAAACUUCAAGGAGCCUACAGCCAUUCAGGCGCAGGGUUUCCCUCUGGCUCUCAGUGGAAGAGACAUGGUGGGAAUUGCUCAGACAGGCUCCGGGAAGACCUUAUCUUAUCUCUUGCCUGGUAUUGUGCACAUCAAUCAUCAGCCAUACCUGGAGCGUGGAGAUGGACCCAUUUGUUUGGUGUUGGCACCCACAAGAGAGCUGGCUCAGCAGGUCCAGCAGGUGGCAUACGACUAUGGAAAAUCAUCCCGCAUCAAAAGCACUUGUGUGUACGGCGGCGCUCCAAAGGGACCUCAGAUCCGAGACCUAGAGAGAGGUGUUGAGAUUUGCAUCGCCACACCGGGUCGUUUGAUAGACUUCCUUGAGGCUGGAAAGACCAACCUGCGUCGCUGCACGUACCUGGUUCUGGAUGAAGCUGACCGCAUGUUGGACAUGGGAUUCGAACCACAGAUCCGAAAAAUAGUGGACCAGAUCAGGCCCGACCGCCAGACCCUGAUGUGGAGCGCGACUUGGCCCAAAGAGGUUCGCCAGCUGGCUGAGGAUUUCCUGAAAGACUACGUCCAAAUCAACGUGGGAGCUCUGGAGCUCAGUGCGAACCACAACAUCCUUCAGAUUGUUGAUGUCUGCAUGGAGAAUGAAAAAGACAACAAGUUGAUCCAGCUGAUGGAGGAGAUCAUGGCUGAAAAAGAAAACAAGACCAUCAUUUUUGUCGAGACCAAAAAACGCUGCGAUGACCUGACGCGCAGGAUGAGACGUGACGGAUGGCCAGCGAUGUGCAUUCAUGGAGACAAGAGCCAGCCAGAGAGAGACUGGGUUUUAUCAGAGUUUCGAAGUGGCAAAGCUCCGAUCCUCAUUGCGACCGACGUGGCGUCCCGUGGUCUGGACGUGGAGGAUGUCAAGUUUGUCAUCAACUAUGACUAUCCCAACUCGUCCGAGGACUACAUCCACCGGAUCGGCCGCACGGCCCGCAGCACCAACAAAGGCACGGCCUACACCUUCUUCACGCCCGGAAACCUCCGGCAGGCCCGAGACCUGAUCCGGGUGCUGCAGGAGGCCCGGCAGGCCAUCAACCCCAAGCUGCUGCAGCUGGUGGACAGCGGCCGUGGAGGAGGAGGAGGAGGUGGUCGUUCCCGUUUCCGUGGCAGCUCUAAUUCGAACAACCCCAACCUGAUGUACCAGGACGAGUGCGACCGGCGAAUGCGCACUGUGGGCGGCGGCAGUGGCGGCGGCAGCAGCGGCGGCGGCUCAAAGGACGGCCGCAGCAGCAGCAGCAGCAGCUACAGCCGCGGGGGGAGCAGCCGCGACGGGGAGCGCUCGUCCUCCUCCUCCUCCUACCGGGAUCGCAGGAACGGAGGGGGGAGCUACAGCUCCGGCUCCAGCUCCAACUCCAACUCCAAAUCCAACUCCUACGACCAGUUUCAGAACAGCAGCAGCUCCAGGAGCGACUCUGCCUCCGGGGGAGGGGCCGCGGCCGCCACCGCCACCCCGGCGCCGGCGCCCACGUCGGGCCCCCAGCCGCUCAUGGCCCAGCAGUUCAGCCCUCCGCAGUCCAUGAUGGGCCUGAUGGGGCACUCGCCCUUCCAGUUCGCCCCUCCCCCUCCGUCUCUGCCGGGGAGAAAGUGAUUGUCCUCCUCUCAGGGAGACGAAGCGGCAAACUGUUUCUGUUUUCAACAUUCCACUUCAGUGCGUUACGCUUUAAAGUUAUUCAACAGCAGGACAUUUAGAACAACUUAAUUUGUUCAUUAACUCCGUUAAAGGUUUGAUGAUCAGUAUAUGAUGAGUUUGAGGUUGAAAGGAGUGUCACAGUUCUCUUGAAGGAUGGGGAAAAAAAAAAAACAUUUUUGUACAACGGUGUUUUUGUAUUAAUGCUUUCUGUCUGUGAGCUCAUGCAGACGUACCCAAGGUUCCCUUUAGGUGUCUCAAAGGUAGGUGCUGCAGUUCAUUCUCAAAUGUAUAAGCUUGUUUAUUUCAGUUAUUAUUUCUAUUCUUGUGCAUUUUAAGACUUUGAGCCGAAAAAGACCAGUUGUGAGAAAAGUUACUUCAUUUGAGCUUCGUGUCGAUGUUUCGGUCUUUCAGUUUUCAAGUCACGAGCCUGGAAGAUGAGCUUUUCCUUAGAUUCGGUGAACAUGUUAUGAUUUGAAGUUCUAAUGGCCGAGCUAGUUCCUUAUCCGUUUGAUUUUGUCUUUAAUAAAGUGUUCCAAGUUCA